CACUGUAGCCUAGAACAUUAACGUCACGACCGUCAUGAACUCUUUCUUCAACCGCUCGCCUAAACGCGGGCCCAAGACGCGCAAGUCUACCAUCUCAAAGCCCAUGGGCUGCCCACUCGCACCCUCAUCAUCAAUCAUGAACGAUCACCCCAAGCCAUUGCAUAUCAUCACCGAGGAUGCAGAGCCAUCAGAUUCAGAGUCCUCCCCGAUUUCUCGCCAUAACCCUGCCUCCUCAUCGACCUCUUCACUCGUGUCAUCAAGGCAUUCACCUUCCAAGCCUCGAAUCAGCCUAUCCGCGUUCGCCUUCUCGAUAGACGAGGCCUUGAAGAUCGUCGGCGGCUCCAGGUCCAGAGCCCCUGUCCCUCCCUCUCUGUCUUCUUCGUCUUCGACGUCUGGCAGCAGCGACUCGCUUCCCCUCCGCACCCCCGUUACAUCAGAUGGCGAGUCAGACUGCGAAGAGUCUUCGUUCGCUCUCCCUUCUCCCCGUCUUCGCCCCCGUCCUGUCACCAUCCGCCCUCUGUAUAUCUCCAAGUCUCGCAGUCUCGACAUUGCAGACUCGACCAGCCUCGAGCUCGAGGAGCUCGAAGAGGGCCGGUACGAGUACACUGACCUGCCCACUUGCAUCAUCACGCCGACACCCGAGAUGGAGUUCGAGUCCGACAUCAUCGAGUCCGUGAAGGAGAGCAGCACCGAGGACGACCACGACUUCUACACACGCCAGUUCGCGGACUUUAUCUCCUUGUACUCGCCCCUCCCGCCCUCGUUCCCCGUCGGCCCAAGCGCAGCAGGUGAGGUGCGCCGCGAUUCGGCGUCGCUGCCUACGAUCCCGGAGGUGUCUGUUACUGAGGAGGAGCCUUCGCCUGUCAGCGAGCUGGCCUACACGCAAGAGAAGAAGCCACUGAAGAAGGUGGGCCGCAGCCGGCACAGCAAGCCUCUGCCCCUUCUCCCCCCUCCUUCUGCCACGUCCUCCGUCUUCCGCCACUCGCUCCUCUCCGUACCAGUGCCCAUCAUCCGCCAGCCGGUGCCCAAGCGCGUCAUUCCGAUCUCUUCGCUGCUGCCCCCGCCGCCGACGCCGACGCGUCCCCCUCCGAAGAUGUCUAUCCCGGAUGACAUCGAAUUCGAAUGUGAACCUGAACUGGCUGAGGAGCUGGUCGAGGUCGAGGUCGAAGAGGAGCAGGUGGAGGAGAACGGCGCAGACGAGUGCGCGAGCACACGUUCGCUCGUGGACGAGCCCCGGAUUAUUGUCGAGCGGGUGUACCAAUCGAGCCGGAACUCGCACCAGUCUCAGAGCCAGAGCCAACGCGACUAUUUGCAGCCGCGUGUCGAGUGCAGCGCCGACGCCCGGCUCAGUGCCCCCUUAAGCGAGGACGAGAAGUCGAUCUACUCGACGCUCUCGGCGUUCUCGUUCCCUUCGUCGCCUGUUGCCUGUGCCUCGAACGCCGGUAUCGACGUGGAUUUGAACGUGUCCUUCGCGCCCGAGUUCACCCCCGCCUUCUCGAGCACGCUGUUCUCGCCCAGCUUCCCGUCCUUCCCGUCCUUCCCUUCCACUCCGCGCUCGUCCUCCGAGGACGACCGCGGCGAAGAGGAGGAAGACGAGCCGCGUACGUCUCUGGACUCGGACCAUUCACAUCAGUCCUGCCCCGAGGCCGACGUCGACGCACAGGAGCUCGACAUGCCGCCGCCUCACCUCCGCUCGCGCUGGUCCAUGUCUACGCUCGCGAGCGCCGAAGCGGAGCGCGAGCACUUUUCGCUCCCUCACUUCUCCCUCUCGCCACUGAAGAAGACCGCAUUCUUCUCGCGCUCGUCGCGCGCGUCGUCGUCGCCCAAGUCACCCAAGUCGCCCAGCAAGAAGCUGCCGUUUGGUGUUUCCGCCAAGGACAACAAGGACAAGGACACCAAAGACAAAGACAAGGCAGCGGCGGAGAUGAAAGCCAAAGAUAAACAGUCCAAGGCAAAGACAGACGAGCGCCUCGCGCGCGCACGGCGCCUCUCGAACUCGCGCUCGCCCAUCACGACGCCGCGCCGAGAGUUCGCGCUCACAGGCGCACCGCCGCGCGCGCAGUCGCACGCGUUCGGCGCGAGCUUCCAUCUUUCUCCGCCGCCGCCUUCUUCUUCUGCAUCACACUUCGGACAUGCGCGCGGGCAUUCGUAUUCCCCCGCGUCGCCUUCUUAUUCGUCCGCAUUCCCCGCUGGUCCCUCGGGGCUUUCGCUCCAGGCCCAGCAGCAGCCUGCGAUGAAGCAGGUCGUGCGCCGGAAGGAGAGCAGGUGGAGCACGUCGAGCCACGGCAGCGCGCACUCGAGCGUCUGGGGCGGGUCUGACUGCGGCAGCUGCGUGUCGGACGGGAGCCAGGGGCUCAGGCGGAAGCCGAUUCCCGUCGAGAUGUUUUUGCGCGCUUGACGAAACAAAUCAAAAACUGCAGCUGGUUUUGUAUACGUUUCUCUGGACGGUUUCUCUCGCCUGUUUGGUUUUCUUCUAUGUUUUCUACUUGAUUCGUUUUUUGUUGGUCACGUUGCACCACCUCGCACCCGAUACCUCAUAUACAUUACGCCCGCUAUGCGUCCUUCGAUCUUCGUUGUUUUCUAAUGCCUUUUUCAAGAUGUCAUUUCUCAUGAUCUACCCCAUGGACACGUCUACUAGACUCUUUGCAUAUAUCCCUCAUCCCUCAUCAUCAUAC
Molecule: messenger RNA, 2675 nt
Organism: Coniophora puteana RWD-64-598 SS2
Lineage: Eukaryota; Fungi; Basidiomycota; Agaricomycetes; Boletales; Coniophoraceae
Exons: 2
Coding region: 35-2398 (787 amino acids)
Source: RefSeq, a predicted model, not a curated record